AUGAUUGGGGAAAACACUCAAAACCAAGAGAUUACACAACUGAAAUCUCGAUUGACUGAUGUGGAAGGACGAUUGGCCUGUUAUAUUCUGGAGGCACUUCAGAAACAAGCCCGUUGUGAUAUCAAAUUCAUGAAUCGAGUAGCGGAUGACCAAGUUCCACAUUCCUUUUACAGCCUUGUCUCAGUAGCGGUGUUUAUUAGUUCGCAUGGCGUUGCGUAAGUUGGAUCAUCUGUAUGAUUACAGUAAGUUUUACAGUAUCUCGUUCCUUUUGUAUCAACUUCUGCGACUAUGGUAUUUCUAUUUGGUUCCCAUUUCCAAUGUGAUGAAUGUCCUUUUCAAGGACAAUUUUGUCCUCGAACCUUUCUUGAUUAUCCUUUUAUUUAAUGUGCUGAGAAUCAUAAUGACGGUAUUGACUGGAUUUAUAUGCAUCAUGUAUUUGAUUGGCUUUUUCGUACUCUGGCAGGGGAAUGCCCGGAGGUAUUCGAUCGUGUUCGGAAUCAGUCGGAUUCUGAAUUCUCUCUUUUUGAUGACUUUGGGAAGCCUGGGUAAGGGACGCAAUCAUUUGCAUAACAUUUUAGUUGUCUUACUUCAAAUAAAAGACGGUGCUGCAAGGUCUUUAAUAGGUCACAUUGCCUUACAUGGGAUUGAUGAUAAUCGUAUCAAUUCAUAUGACGUCAUCCAAUACGAACUUGGAUGUUGCGGAUUUUAUACUUAUAAUGAUUGGCAUUACAAUCGACUCUUCAAUUGGUCUGAUCCAGUAUGAUUUAUGUAAUAUAUUAUAUAUACUACAACCCUCAAAAUUAGGGUUGUUAUGUAGUUAAAAGCCGUAAGAAUUUAAAAUUUUUAGGAACUAAAUGGCCCUUCUUGUCAAAACAACCGAUGAAAUAAGCAGUACAAAUAGUUACGAGUAAUGUUAACGGUACUCAUCAUAGCCCAUGUUAAACUCCCGUUUGAAACCUCCAUAUAUCAGAAAUUUCAAUUUAGCCAAAGUUACGGGAAUGACGCUAAUUUGACGCAAGUUCAAGUUAACGUCAAACUGAAAAAAUGAACAACCCUACUCAAAAUAGUUUUGAAAAAUAAUAUUUUUGAUUUCAGAUGAGUGGAGACAGGUUUGAAGUGAUUAAUCGUCAUGAAUAUCGGAUCCGAUGCACCCAACAAAACAUUGAUUGUAGUGUUCCUGAGAGUUGCUGUCUUUCAUACAAUCCCUCCACUCUCUCGUCAUCUCCAUUGACAUGUCAUCAUCCGAAUCAAAAAGAUCUUCAUAAAUAUGGUUGCGUCCAUGUCCUUGACAGUGCUCUCUUCAACUUGUGGAUCACCUCUCUUUUUACUCUCAUUUAUUCCCUGAUUGUGAUGAUGAUAACAGCUUUUUUGAGCUCUGGCAUUAUAUGUGAAACAGAUGGAUUGGGUGUGGUGGAUCCCAUAUCCGAGUUGGUAAUCGUUUUUUUGCCGUAAUCCGUUGGUCUUUCUAGCCCGUUUCCAAGUUGAAGGGCGUCAAAUUAAUCGCAGGACUUGAUUCCCCCGCUUCGAAACACUCCAUAUUUUCGAUGAAGCCCAUCAAAAAGUAAAGAUUUAUUUAAAUAUCGUCUUUUAUUUACAUAAUAUUUCAUAAUUAUUUUUGUUUAGUAAAAACAGUCAAGAUGAAAUCCUCCAAGAUGCUCUCCAAGGGAAAAGAAACCAUCACCUGGACCCCGAGGACUCGACUGACAGUGAUCCUGACGUGGAUAAGGACGCCAGCUACAUGUCCCUGGGGUUAUGA
Bursaphelenchus xylophilus (pine wood nematode) is the source of this 1756-nucleotide messenger RNA. NCBI's taxonomy places the organism in Eukaryota, Metazoa, Nematoda, Chromadorea, Rhabditida, Aphelenchoididae. The record is from the annotation of a GenBank genome assembly.